Messenger RNA from Cuculus canorus (common cuckoo), 2670 nucleotides. RefSeq names its product phosphatidylinositol 4-kinase type 2 beta (gene PI4K2B). Lineage: Eukaryota; Metazoa; Chordata; Aves; Cuculiformes; Cuculidae. The coding region runs from base 34 to 1419 and encodes 461 amino acids. The transcript has 10 exons. Gene Ontology annotation, molecular function: 1-phosphatidylinositol 4-kinase activity. The record is from RefSeq and is a predicted model, not a curated record. Gene Ontology annotation, biological process: phosphatidylinositol phosphate biosynthetic process; endosome organization; Golgi organization. Gene Ontology annotation, cellular component: plasma membrane; lysosomal membrane; endosome.
GCGUGGCCUGACGCGCGGAGCCCGCGGGCGCCCAUGGCGGAGCGGCGCGCCGAGGGGCCGGAGGAGCGGCUGCUGGUCGCCGUCGCGGAGCCGCGCUGGGGGCCGCGGCCGGCCCGAGCCUCCCCCGGUGCGGCCGUGCGGCUCGAGGAGUGCGACUCGGACUCGGCGCCCGAGGGCGAUGGGGAGGACGAGCCGCUGCUGCGGGCGCCGGGCCGCGGGCGCCGGGCGGGAGCCGCAGGGCAUACAGGACACACUGCUGAUAUGAAUAUAUUUUUAGAUGAUCCAGAAUUUGCCGAAAUUAUUUUGAGAGCAGAACAUGCCAUAGAGUGUGGAGUUUUUCCAGAAAGAAUCUCUCAAGGAUCCAGUGGGAGUUACUUUGCCAAGGAUCCAAAAGGGAAAAUUAUUGGAGUGUUCAAACCAAAAUCUGAAGAGCCUUACGGACAUCUAAAUCCCAAAUGGACCAAAUAUUUUCACAAAGUUUGUUGUCCUUGCUGCUUUGGCAGAGGCUGCCUUGUUCCAAAUCAGGGAUACCUGUCUGAAGCUGGUGCCUAUCUUGUGGACGACAAGCUGGGGCUAGGAGUUGUACCUAAAACUAAGGUUGUCUGGCUUGUCAGCGAGACCUUUAAUUACAGUGCAAUAGAUCGUGCAAAGUCAAGAGGAAAAAAAUAUGCUUUAGAGAAAGUGCCAAACGUUGCUAAAAAAUUUAAUCGAAUUGGACUACCUCCUAAGGUUGGCUCCUUCCAGCUGUUUGUUGAAGGUUAUAAAGAAGCUGAUUACUGGCUCAGGAAGUUUGAAACUGAUCCUUUACCCGAGAACACAAGGAAAGAAUUCCAGGCACAGUUUGAAAGAUUGGUUAUCUUGGAUUAUGUCAUCAGAAAUACAGACAGAGGAAAUGAUAACUGGUUAGUCAGGUAUGAAAAGCAAGACGGUGGACUUGAUUUAUCAGAUAAGGAUAAGCAUUGGACUACACCUAAAGAGCCUGCUAUUAAAAUUGCUGCAAUUGACAAUGGUUUAGCAUUUCCCUUUAAGCAUCCUGAUGAGUGGAGGGCAUAUCCCUUUCAUUGGGCUUGGCUGUCUCAAGCAAAAGUUCCUUUCUCUCAGGAGACCAGAGACUUAGUACUUCCUCGCAUUUCUGAUAUGAACUUUGUACAGGAUCUUUGUGAAGAUCUUUAUGAACUAUUUAAGACUGAUAAAGGAUUUGACAAGGCUACAUUUGAAAACCAAAUGUCUGUUAUGAGGGGGCAGAUACUAAAUCUUACUCAGGCAUUAAAGGAUGAGAAGAGUCCCAUUCAGCUUGUUCAGAUGCCACGUGUGAUUGUGGAACGAAGUAGCACUGGAAGUCAGGGCCGAAUUGUUCAUCUGAGUAAUGCAUUCACACAGACCUUUCAUAGCAGGAAGCCUUUCUUUUCUUCCUGGUAGCAACAAAAAUAUGUGGGAAGAGUAAGUUUCUCUUAACUUCAGAAGGCUACUUCUGUGCAGAGGCUCUUCAUAUUCCUGCUGUGUUCCAAGACCUCUGACUGCUGACACCUCAGAACUUAAAUUCUAAAGACUUAAAUGUAUUUUGAAUGUAAUAAAAGUUUACAAUUUUUAUCUCAGUUGUGAAUUCCUAUGUCAGGGAAUAAUUAGAACUUGUCCAUAUUGUAUUUUUAUAGGCUAAAUUCACAUCUUCUGAAUAAGUGAAGAUACGCAGUUUGCAUAUGCUGAGAAAAUACUUUUGAAUAGAACAGGAAUUCUUUUUGUUUAAUAUAAAUGUGAACCUAUACGCUACCAAUUUCUUUUUAUAUGAUCUUUAAAAACCAAAAGUCCAGAAUGUUAUAUUUGAUUGUGAAAAUGCUCCUUUGAAUUUCUUCCUGAUAUUUUAAGCUGCUUAUAGGUUUUCAUAGGCUUGUUACUUGAAAAGUCAUGCACUAAGAAAGAAAGCUAAAAAGUAAAAUCAAUCUGUCUUGGACAAACAAGUGAAAGAAAGGGAGAAGGGAUAUGUACUCCUGGUAGGUUUUUUUGCACAUGGGGACCAAAAAAUAGUUAAAUAGUUGUAUUACAGAGGAAUUCAACAGAAGGAAGUUCACACAGUUCCUACUGUGACAGUACAGGCUGCGGGUACGUUUUGGAGGUUAAAAUUUCACCUGUAGCUUUUAGAAUUCGUGUGUUUAAGCAUGUGUAUGAAAAACCGUGGUAUUUGUUUAUAGAUCCAUCACAAUGGGAAGAUUUGCACCAUGUUGUUACAGGUUUGUUUUGCCAUACUCUUAUAAAUGUGUUCAUCAGUCACCAAAGUGGUUCUGCACUGUUAAUGACAGAAGCGGUGUUGUACCCAUUAUGAAGCCAGUCUGCCUUCUAGAUUUCAUCUAAACACACGGUUAUGUUUUGAUUGCAGGGAAAAAUACUGUAACACAUAGAGCACAGAGAUUUAUGGUUGUGCCCUUAACAAUGUCAUACUCAUAAUUUGCCAUUUGCAUUUAUGUUGGAGUUACGUGGAUUAAGACUUGACAGUCGCAUUCCUAGGUCUGUCUUAUGUAAUAUUUUUUUAGUGAUUUUCUGGACAGUUUAGGGAUCGGCUAAAAAUUGCUGCUUCUGUGAAAACUCCAGUGUUUCCAACAUUGCUGUAUUCUGUAAUUCUAAGCAAUACUGUUGAGCUCAAAAAAAAAAAAAAUAAAAUGCCUGUAUUUUAUAUAA